UGUAACAUGGAAUGGAUCCAUUCAGAAACCUUUUCCUGGUUUCUUCCUAACUUGCCACUCUUUUCCUCUCCCUCCUUUCCCUAUAUAUGCACACUCACCUCUUUUCCCUCCCCGCGUACCAAUUCCCAAAGCUAGCCCUUUCUGUUUCUCCCCCACUCUCUAAUUUUUAUUAUUGCUCGAUCUUUCUGGCUAGCCAGCCGGUGAUUUAACAUGUCUCCUGCAAUGUUAGUAGCUGAUGAGAGGCGCGACGACCAAACUAGUCCACCCGAAAGCCAGCUCCUGAAAGGUGUGAAGCUGCUCUGUGAAAAUGAGCUUCACAGGGUACCCAACAAGUACAUACUACCUGCCUCUGAACGACCCGGCAGUACCAAUACACAGGAUCCGAAUCUUCAGUUACCUAUCAUCGAUUUUGGUGAUUUGCUUGGCCCAAAGAGGCCCCAAGGCCUUAAUUCCAUGCGCGAUGCCUGCCAACAGUACGGAUUCUUCCAGCUGGUGAAUCAUGGGAUCGCGGAAGAUGUGAUAAAGAAGAUGAUAGAGGUGACUGGGAGGUUCUUCAAUCUUAGUUUUGAGGAGAGAUGCAAGUACAUGACCCCAGAUAUGACAGCUCCUGUUCGAUAUGGGACUAGCUUCAGCCAAACCAAAGACACCGUCUUCUGCUGGAGGGACUUCUUGAAGCUGCACUGCCAUCCCUCACCUGAUUUCCUCGCUCACUGGCCUACUUCCCCCUCGGACUUGAGGGAAGUGGCGUCUACCUACGCACAAGAAACCAAACACUUGUUUCUGACACUAAUGGAGGCCAUCCUAGAGAGUUUGGGAAUUGUGGAGGCCAGCCAAGAGGUGACAGAAAAGAAGGGAAUUCUUAAAGACUUCGAAGAUGGGAGCCAGAUAAUGGUGGCCAAUUACUACCCGCCAUGCCCGGAACCAGACCUAACUCUUGGCAUGCCUCCUCACUCUGAUUAUGGCUUCCUCACCCUUCUCCUCCAAGACGAGGUCGAGGGCUUGCAGAUCCACCAUCAACAGCAAUGGCUCACCGUUGACCCCAUUCCUAAUGCCUUCGUUGUUAACGUUGGAGAUCACUUAGAGAUAUACAGUAAUGGGAAAUACAAGAGCGUACUGCAUAGGGUUUUGGUGAACGGUGUGAAGAGUAGAAGAUCGGUGGCUUCGCUGCAUAGCCUUCCAUUCAACUGCGUGGUGCGACCUUCACCAAAAGUCAUAGACGAAAUGAAUCCGAAGCGUUACAAAGACACAGAUUUUGGGAGUUUUCUUGAGUAUAUUUCCACGAAAGAGGCCAAGAGAAAGGAUUUCCUGGAGUCGAGGAAAUUGACUAAUUAAGAGAAAAUUAGUGAAGAUAUAAUGUAGAAAAUAUGAAAGCACAGGAUGUGUUUUGACUUUGUAAUGUCAAAUAUAUGUAACAUCAUUGCCGUUUUCCCUCUCUGUUCUUCAUUCCGGGGCUUUAUUUAGCCGUGUGUAAUAGAAAAUUUUGGCAAUAAGUUUGACAUUAUUGGAUGUUAUCA
Prosopis cineraria is the source of this 1514-nucleotide messenger RNA. RefSeq names its product probable 2-oxoglutarate-dependent dioxygenase SLC1. The transcript is spliced from 5 exons. The record is from RefSeq and is a predicted model, not a curated record. The coding region runs from base 211 to 1332 and encodes 373 amino acids. Lineage: Eukaryota; Viridiplantae; Streptophyta; Magnoliopsida; Fabales; Fabaceae.